UAAAAGUGUGGAGUGCGGCUCCUCUACAGUCCAUCAUCAAUUCAAAAGACCAGCAUCUCUAGAUCUAGCAUCUACAAUCACCAUAGUCUCCAAUCAUCAGCCUUCUUACUAUCAUAUCUGAACCAACAAACUUCUCUUUCAAGUCAAUCAUACCAGAAAUGGCGUUCGUACUUACACCUACCUUUGCACCCGCCUACCAGACACACCAGUACAGCCCUCUCGGCUUCUGCAGUCCAACAGCACGGUCACCAUAUGGCUGCCGAGUUGCCCGUCCUCAACCUCGCCGCUCACAAUACUUGCCAUACGGUAACUUCUUCAGCCAAGUCAAUGACUUGUUGAGCGAGAUUGACCGCGAAGCACAACGCCAGGCACAGCUCGAGGCUCAUCGCGAGGCACAACGUGAAGCCCACCGCCAAAGGCAACUUCAACGAAAGCGCGCACUUCGCGCCAAGUUCGACGUCAAGCCCAUUGAGCAAGGCUGGUCGGUAGAGGGAGACAUCCAGGGCUUUGGCCCAGAAAACAUCUCCAUCGAAGUUACCGACGAACACACUUUGAAGAUUGCCGGAAACACUCACUGGGAACUGGAAAAGGCACAGUCCGAGCCAGCACUACCUCAGAUCGAAGACAAGGCCGAACCCGCAUCUGCACCUGCCAUCGAGCAACCCGCCGAACAGACGUCUGAAGUAUCACAUACUGAGGAAAUCGAUGCUACCUCGGAAGCUGAGAGCACAACAGCCGGUGUCGCCACACCAGACAGCGACACCCAAUCUCACAAGUCUUAUCAACCUACCGUCGAGGACGACUAUGAAGACCUCGGUGACGAACUCUCAUCUUCAUCCCGCCCCUCAACCCCUGUUGAGCCAAAGGAGCCAAAAGGCAAAGAAAAGGCCGUCGAAGAGUCUGCUCCUACCGAAUCCGCAGUAGUCACCCAGCCCCAACCCGAGGCUCCAGUUCUUGCGCCACAACCUCAACCCGAACAACAACCCCAACAAGAAGAGCGCAUCCAUGGAUCUUUCACGCGCUCCUUCAGGUUCCCUACUCGUAUCGAUGUAGCAAACGUGAGCGCGAGUUUCAAGGACGGAGUCUUGAGGGUGCAGGUACCCAGGAUGCAAGCACCAACUGUUAGGAGGAUUGCUAUCCUAUAGAAAACAUGGGGCUAUGAAGCGUUUUCAUCAUGGGUAUGUUUGCAUCGGAAACAAGGGAAAGUAUAUGCAUGGAGUUGAGGUUUCAAUGUUGUACAAUGGUUGGAAAUUUUAAUACUGGGUUUUUCAACCACUAUGAUAGUUGAAGGAAUUUAAAUGGUCAUUUUUGC
This is a messenger RNA of Bipolaris maydis ATCC 48331, 1312 nucleotides long. RefSeq lists its product as uncharacterized. Gene Ontology annotation, biological process: response to hydrogen peroxide; protein complex oligomerization; response to heat. The record is from RefSeq and is a predicted model, not a curated record. NCBI's taxonomy places the organism in Eukaryota, Fungi, Ascomycota, Dothideomycetes, Pleosporales, Pleosporaceae.